Messenger RNA from Nematocida major, 285 nucleotides. Its product is annotated as DNA-directed RNA polymerase I subunit RPA12. Bases 1 to 285 code for a protein of 94 amino acids. NCBI's taxonomy places the organism in Eukaryota, Fungi, Microsporidia. The transcript has a single exon. The record is from RefSeq and is a predicted model, not a curated record. Gene Ontology annotation, molecular function: nucleic acid binding; zinc ion binding. Gene Ontology annotation, biological process: DNA-templated transcription.
AUGUUCUGUGAGUCGUGCGAAAAGUAUUUGAGCGUGUGCACAUUACAGUGUGGGUUCUGCGGGAGGAAGAGCGCGCAGAGGGUGGAGUCGAUGAAGUCGCAGAGCAAAGAAUACACAGUGCAAACGGUGAAGGAAAGACACAGGGGCACAAAAAUCAAAGAGGAGUGUCCAGAGUGCAAGUCAGAGAGUUUGUACUACUACACAAUGCAGCUUAGAUCAGCUGACGAAGGGCAAACGGUCUUCUACGAGUGUGAUUGUGGAUACAAAGUGAAAGUCAAUACAUAA